AUGUCUCCGCCGCCCAAAGCCAUUAUCCUGGAUCUCUGGGACAUACUUCUCUCCCGGCUCUCCCCCACCAGCGCCCGGAUCCCCCGCGGGGUACUGAAGGACGUCUUCUCCUCCGAUAUAUGCUACAGCUACGAGUGCGGCAAGUUGACGGAUGUCGAGUUCUGCCAACAGGUUGCCGUACGACACUCUCUAGAUGGGGCUGACGUGGUGGAUAUCCUGCAGCAAACCAGGAAGAUAGCUAUCCAAGACGAGAGCCUCAUCCAGCGCCUGCGCACCCUGAAGAACCAAUAUGGCAAGGAUGUGCAUUGGUACGCAAUGCUCAACAUUGCCGGUCCAAACUACGCCGUUAUCCGGGAUGCUAUUGCGGAGUGGGCAAUCUUCGACCGCGUCUUCACGUCCAGUGACAUAGGUAUGCGCAAACCUGACCUGUGUUUCUACAGACAUGUACUCCACGAGCUUGGACAGCAUCCAGGGUAUGUGGUUUUCGUCGAGUCUGACCCCGACAACGUUCUCUCUGCUCGAUCUGUCGGCGGCCGCGUGGUUCCAUACGAAGAUGCCUCUGGCCUUGCACGAUCUCUACAUAAUCUGCUGGGAGACACUGUCAAGCGAGGGCACGAGUUUCUCCGUGCCAACGCAGGGCGACUGGACAGCAUUACAAAUACCGGCGUCACUAUCAGGGACAACUUCACGCAGCUUUUAAUCUUGGAAGUCACUGGAGACCGUGAUCUGAUCUACCUGGAAGAGCACCCGCGGACAUGGAACUUCUUCAUAGGCCAGUCCCUACUCACCACAACCGCAUACCCGGACGACUUUGACACCACAUGCGCGGCAUUGACCGUUCUGAAGCCCGACCGGCAAACAGCGUGUUCAGUCCUCGACGAACUGGCCAGCCAUGUCAACGACGACGGUAUCAUUCUGACAUAUUUCGACCGCAGCCGCCCGCGAAUCGACCCAGUCGUCUGCGUCAACGUCCUGCGAGCGUUCUACGAGCACGGCCGCGGCCACGAGCUGCAACCAUCCCUGCACUGGGUCCACGAAGUGCUCAAAACCCGCGCCUAUGUGGACGGCACCCGAUACUACCCGACCGCGGAGGCCUUUCUAUACUUCGUGGCGCGUUUGCUGCAAUGCACGCAGGAGGCGCUCCUGCAGCGGGAAUUCUCCGAUCUGCUGCGCCAGCGGGUUAAGGAGCGCAUCGGGAAGCCCGGCGACGCGCUCUGCCUUGCGAUGCGCCUGCUCGCGUGCCAGUAUGUUGGAGUUCCAGCGGCGGACGCGGAGCGGGAUGUGGCUUCUCUUCGCGCGAUGCAGGAUGCAGAUGGCGGCUGGGAACCUGGGUGCGUGUAUCGGUAUGGAAAGACGGAUAUCAGGAUUGGGAGCCGGGGGCUGGCUACGGCGUUGGCUGUCAAGGCGCUGUCGCAGGCAGAGGAUGCUGGGAGGGCUGGACGGGGCGGAGGCGAAGUCAACCGGGAGAGUUUGACCAGUCUGGUUGGUAUCCCGUCGGGGCUGAAGACGCUUUACUGGGGGCUUCUGGGAUGGGUGCAUUCGUAUCCCAGAUGGGCUAAGACUUCGCCUUGA
Aspergillus mulundensis is the source of this 1572-nucleotide messenger RNA. RefSeq lists its product as uncharacterized. Bases 1 to 1572 code for a protein of 523 amino acids. NCBI's taxonomy places the organism in Eukaryota, Fungi, Ascomycota, Eurotiomycetes, Eurotiales, Aspergillaceae. The record is from RefSeq and is a predicted model, not a curated record. The transcript has 4 exons.